UUUGAAUGUUUCCACUGAAUUACUCCUUUUGCCUCUUACAGAAUGAAGAUACUCAGAUGUUGUAUUAAAUACCCCCUUCAGCAGAAAGUCUUCAUCCUGUUUUUAACCCUGUGGCUGUUCUCCUUGUUGAAGCUUCUAAAUGUAGGAAGACUCCUCUUCCCUCAGAGAGGCAUUUACUUGGUGGAGCACUUCCUCAGCACCUCCCCUUUUGUAAGGAACAGAUACACCCAUGUUAACAACGAAGUCCAAUAUAAAGUUAACUGUUCGGGUGUCUAUGAACAGGAGCCUUUGGAAAUUGGCAAGUCUCUGGAAAUUAGAAGGAGAGACAUCAUCGACUUGGACGAUGAUGACGUCGUGGCAAUGACCAGCAAUUGUGACGUUUACCAGAUCCUAAGAAGGUAUCAUCAAAAGCUCGUUUCAAGGGAAGAGAGGAGCUUCCCAAUAGCCUAUUCUUUGGUGGUUCACAAAGAUGCAAUUAUGGUGGAAAGGCUAAUCCAUGCUAUAUACAACCAGCACAAUAUUUACUGCAUCCAUUAUGACCGUAAGUCACCCGACACCUUCAAAGUCGCCAUGAACAAUUUAGCUAAGUGCUUCUCCAAUAUUUUCAUUGCUUCCAAAUUAGAGACUGUGCAUUAUGCCCACAUUUCCAGACUCCAAGCUGAUUUAAAUUGCUUGUCAGACCUUCUCAAGUCUUCAGUUCAAUGGAAAUAUGUUAUCAACCUGUGUGGGCAAGACUUUCCUUUGAAGUCAAACUUUGAAUUAGUGUCAGAGUUGAAGAAACUCAAUGGAGCAAAUAUGUUAGAGACAGUGAAACCCCCUCACAGUAAAACGGAAAGAUUCACUUAUCACCAUGAGCUCAGACAGAUGCCUUAUGAAUAUGUGAAGCUACCAGUAAGGACAAACGUCUCCAAAGAGGCACCCCCUCAUAACAUUGAGAUAUUUGUUGGCAGUGCUUACUUUGUUUUAAGUCGAGCAUUCGUUAAAUAUGUUUUCAACAACUCCCUCGUUAAAGACUUCUUUGCCUGGUCUGAAGACACCUACUCGCCUGAUGAGCAUUUUUGGGCUACCUUAAUUCGGGUGCCAGGAAUCCCUGGGGAGAUUUCUCGGUCAGCCGAGGAUGUGUCUGACCUACAGAGCAAGACCCGCCUUGUCAAAUGGAAUUAUCACGAAGGCCUUUUCUAUCCCAGUUGUACUGGCUCUCACCGCCGAAGUGUGUGUAUCUAUGGGGCAGCAGAAUUGAGGUGGCUUAUCAAAGAUGGACAUUGGUUUGCUAAUAAAUUUGAUUCUAAGGUGGACCCUGUCUUGAUUAAAUGCUUGGCAGAAAAGCUUGAAGAACAACAGAGGGAGUGGAUCAAUUUGUCUUCAGAAAAGUUAUUUAUGGUUUAAAAAUCCCACAAUCUCAUCAUGAUAAAAUCUUGAUGGAAAUAAGGCAUCUGAUAAAUGGAGUUAAUAUGGAGUUGUAUACUAUCCAAAAUCCAGUACCAUAUGAGCUUAACUUUCUCAUUGUUUGAAAGGGAUCUAAAAUUCCAUGCACAAGGGAAAGUGAUUUAGCCUUUGGUGACAACUAGCCUGCAGUUGGUUGAGUACUUUUGUUUGUUUCUUUAAAAAAACAAAGUUUUUAUUAUUGUUUUCAGAGAGGAAGAGA
This is a messenger RNA of Myotis davidii, 1645 nucleotides long. RefSeq names its product glucosaminyl (N-acetyl) transferase 4, core 2 (gene GCNT4). The record is from RefSeq and is a predicted model, not a curated record. The transcript has a single exon. Bases 43 to 1386 code for a protein of 447 amino acids. Gene Ontology annotation, cellular component: membrane. Lineage: Eukaryota; Metazoa; Chordata; Mammalia; Chiroptera; Vespertilionidae. Gene Ontology annotation, molecular function: acetylglucosaminyltransferase activity.